Bombus huntii is the source of this 3345-nucleotide messenger RNA. RefSeq names its product SET and MYND domain-containing protein 4-like. The transcript has 6 exons. Lineage: Eukaryota; Metazoa; Arthropoda; Insecta; Hymenoptera; Apidae. Gene Ontology annotation, molecular function: protein binding. Bases 1332 to 3227 code for a protein of 631 amino acids. The record is from RefSeq and is a predicted model, not a curated record.
GACUAACUUAAUAGUAGUGAAAAUUAAGUAAUCGCAGUAGUACCAACAUUUUAAUAUCUCGAAAUAAUUUAUUGCAUAAAGACAAAAAAGCUUGAAUACUUGAUGCUUUUUAUUCAAUUCGAUCGUGAUUACGUAGAAUUACUUAACAUGGUACAAAUAGUACUUUUAUCAAUUUCUUUUAUUUAUUAUGUUUAUUUGUCAUUUCUAAAUAUUUGAAAAAUCGAAUAAUAUAAAUACUUUUUAUACGUUGUUUUGAUGUACUCUUAUUUUUCUUAUACAUUCGUAAUAUUAUAUUUUAAACAAAUGGUUUAUGAACAUAAUUUGUCAGAAUCAACCGAUAACUAUAACCAGUUUAUUUUCUAAAAUAUUAUGUUGUAAAAUGAUGGAGAUAAAAUAGAAAUAAUUCUUCAAUUAAAGAAAACCUUGUACGUACCAUGAUCAUAAGAUAAAGCUGCUAUGUUAGGAAAUUAUGUUUCAUAUCAUUAGCCAAAAAGAAGAAUGGGAAACAUACAUAUAUAGUUCGCAAAUAAUGCUUUAUCAUGUCAUUACUGAAUCAUUUCAACUGUCUUGCUAAGAUAUGUAUUACUUAAAGAACCGUAGUUAUUUCACUAUUGAUAAUAUAUAGAUUGCAGAUUUUUACGCAAAUUCAUUUUUUUGAAAAUAUAAUUAAAAAGGUAGAGCCUCGGUAGAAAAUUUUACCUACCAAAUAUUAUAGAAAGCAUUAUACUUUGAAUACUUUAUAUAUAUUUUCAUGCGUAUUCUGUGUAAUUUUGUACUUUCAAAUUAGUAGUUUAAGCGUAGUCUAAUAAUAUAAUACUCAAUAGAUUAUAGGGACAAAAUGAUGGAUAUAUUUUUAUGAAUAUUUUGUUAAAAUUAAUGAAUCCUUUUGGUACUAAUUGUAAUAUCUCCGUAAUUAUCCCUGAACCUGCAAUAGUGCCGCGUUAUUUGACCGAAGUUUUGCCUUCAGUUCAUUGACUGUUGCUAUUCCCAUUAGUUUUUGGAAGUAAUUUCAUUCAGUAAAACCGAAUAUGUCUGUUUUAAUAAAAUAUCAAUUCCAUAUUUUGUACUAAGGUAUUAUACUUGCACUUAAUGAGGAACACUUAAGAUUUCCUGAAACUCUAUUUUUCUUAAGAAUUGGUUAGAUAUGGUCCUGAGCCGCAGUCAGUUAACGUAAAAUUACGGUGACUCUGAUUUCGUGAGCAGGUACAUUAAUUUGUGACAAUAACGGGUAUUUGCGUCUUGCCGUUCAAUACUAGCCAUAGUUAUUUUUUAAUCUACAUAUGCAUACAUAUGUAUUUUUAUGAUAACGUUAUUCAAUAAAAAAGAAAGAGAUGGAGAAAGUAUUACAUACAUUAAAUACAAAAUUAAUUGCUGCAAAUAAACAUCAAGAUCUGAUUAAUAAAUACAAAACAUUAUGUACAGAUGAAGAACGUAUAGUAUUUACUCUUAAUGUUAUGCUAGAAUAUAAUAUAAUUCCACAAGCUUGUGGUGAUAUAAAAGAUGCAAAGGAAUCUGAGAAAUUGAGAGAACAAGGUAAUAAACUAUUUGUUUCAACACCAUUGAAAAAUUAUACAUGUGUGGACGCAUUAAAAUUAUAUACAAAAAGCAUAGCUUAUGCUCCUUAUCCAUCUGAACAACUUGCUUUGGCAUAUGCCAACAGAUCUGCUGUUCUAAUGAAGUUACAUAAAUGUGAGUUAUGUAUUCAAGACAUAGAUAGAGCACUAGCACUCACAUAUCCAGAUAAUUUACGUGCUAAGCUUUGUGUAAGAAAAGUUGAGUGUUUAAAUGCUCUGAAACAUCCUCGUAUGGAAGAUGCCAUAAAAGAAGCACAAUAUUGGUUGGAAAAGAUGUCUUCAGAUGAUAUCAACCGAAAAAGAUUAAGUGAAAAACUAAAUAAUACAAAACACAAUUUAGCAUCUCAAAAGUUGAAGAAACAGAAUAUCAUAAAACAACCACCGCUUCCUAAGAUAAAAACUCGUAAUAUUGAAGUUCCUUGUGCUUCUGAUGCAGUAACUAUAAAGUAUAAUGAAGAAUAUGGUAGACAUAUUGUAGCUACUCGUAAAAUAAGACCUGGUGAAGUAAUUGCAGUAGAAAAGCCAUACUCAUUAAUAUUAACACCUGAUAAUAUACAUACACAUUGCUCAAAUUGUUUGGAGGUGUCUUGGGCCAAUAUACCUUGUGAGCACUGUACAUAUGCUAUGUAUUGUUCAGAGGAAUGUAAGGCUAUGGAAUGGAAAAAGUAUCAUGAUGUUGAAUGCACAGUAUUUCCCUCUAUGUUAAAGAUGAAUUUUGUCAAAUUAGAUCUGUUUAGUUUAAGACUUGCAAUUCAGGCUGUGAGAGAAGCUACAAAUAUACAAGAACUAAGGAAGGAGUUAAAAGAAGUUGAUAGUUGUGUUGCUUCUCGAACAAAAGGUUUUUCUAAAGAUGGAACUUUUCCUAGUGAUAAAUAUAGGAGUUUAUUAGGUCUUGUGACUAAUACUGAAAAACGUUCAGUACAAGAUCUCUUUAGAAGAUCUUUAGAUGCAAGCUUUAUUUUAUAUUUUGUAGCAACAUGUACUAAUAUGUUUGGAAAUCCAUUAAGCAAAGAUUUAUCUGUGUUAAUAAAAAAUGUUGAUGUUACAUUUGUUGGCAGUCUUAUUUUGAGACAUCAGCAAAUGAUUCCUAGUAAUAUUCAUAGUUUCUCUGAGGAAUGUGGAUUAGAGGCAGUUGAACGUGGUGCUGCAGCCAUGCCAUUCUCCAGCUUAAUUAAUCACAGUUGUAAUCCAAAUAUCUUAAGGCAUUCAAGAUCUAAAUAUGUUAUUAUCUAUGCUAUAUAUCCUAUUGAAGAAGGUGAACAGUUAUAUGAUAUUUAUACCCAACAUUAUGCUAUUACACCAAAAGCUGUGAGACAAAAAAAACUUUUGAAGCAGUAUUAUUUUAAGUGUAAUUGUCUACCAUGUCAAGAGGAUUGGCCACUAUACUAUAAUCUAAAAUCUUUCAGAAAUUUAGUUAAGAAGGAGGAAGAUAAGAACAGGAUUAGACAUGUGUUAAGAAAAUUUAAUAGAUAUGUUGAUAUUGCAACAGAAGGAAAUAUAUCGGAUAAACAUAUCGUUGAUGAUUUGUUAAAAAUGAUUGAAGUACUAUAUGAAUUGGUGCCAAUGCCAAGUACAGAAAUGAAUAAUGUAGUAGAAACUUUGAAGCGUGUCUACGAUUUAAAUGGAAAUCGAUUUGAAAUCCCUGAACUGUAAGUAAAGUCUUAUAUGAUAAAAUUUAUACAAAACAAAAUUUUAAUAUGUUUUGUAUAAAAAUAAUGUGUAAAAUAAUGUGUAAAAAUGUGUAUGAAAAAUAAAUGUGUGUUUUAAACUA